Caenorhabditis briggsae is the source of this 1500-nucleotide messenger RNA. The transcript is spliced from 7 exons. The record is from RefSeq and is a predicted model, not a curated record. Lineage: Eukaryota; Metazoa; Nematoda; Chromadorea; Rhabditida; Rhabditidae. Bases 1 to 1500 code for a protein of 499 amino acids.
AUGAACCCCAUUUCAUACUCUUGCUUAUUGCUCACUUAUAUUAUUCCCAGUGUUAUAUUGCAAUGUGAGCCAGCCUGCGAGUUCAAGCACAUUUUCGUUUCAUCCGAUACAAUAGAAGUGUACCCAUCUUCUUGUGAAACUGUAUGUGGAGAUUUGGUCUUUGAUGCGAACACAGAUUUAUCAGAAUCAGAACUGACUGAGUAUUUUCGUAAUCUAAAAUUUUUGAAUGGAAGUUUAAGAGUGGAGAUGACCAAUUUCAAGUCGCUAGAUUUCUUAUCUUCUCUGGAAUAUUUUCAGUGCCCAGAUUGUAAAUUUAGAAAAUACAAGAGCUCGGAUAGACAUUUUAAUUUAUUUUCAGUCGGGAUGCUGAUAACUCGAAAUUCUAAACUUACAAAUUUAGAUGUCGUUGAAAAUUGGAAAACCGACACUAGAUGUGUUUGGCACAUUCAGGAAAAUGUCAAACUAAAUGCCGAGAAGUUAUGCAGGAAUAUUUCAAGUAGUCGUGGUUACGAAUUAGACUUCUAUGGGAAUUUGAAGGAUUGUGGUUGCCAUUUGGUCCAUAUCGAUUCAUUUUCAAUUCCAUAUUAUCCAAAAUGUACAUCUGUAACAGGAGGUCUUAGAUUCACAAACAUCAACAAUAAUACAAAAAUGGGUGCUGUGAACUUUUUGAAAACUGUGGAUGGACCAAUGGAAAUCUAUGAUACUCUUAUGACUAAUUUAUCUUGUUUCCGGAAUUUAGAGACAAUUCAUGGAGGUUUUUUGAAAAUUCACGAUAAUCCAAAUCUAAAUUAUUUGAAUUGGGGAGGAUUUACUAAAAUUGUUCCUGAUAAUUUCACUGUGCAAAUUUCCAACAACCACCCUGAGUUCUGCCUUUUUGCUAGGGAACUGCAAACUUUUGCAGAAGCAAAUGCAAAUAUAUCUGAAGUAGAUGCAAAAAUUUGCCAUGAAAUUCUAAGAAGAGAUAUGGAAAUCACAUGUGAUACUAAUACUUUUGAUUUGUUACCCGGGAAUUGUAUUCAUAUUUUGGGAGAUGUUAUAGUCCAUUCUGAAGCUGAAAACACUAACAUGCUAUGGAAGCUGGAAACGGUCACCAAUAUUUUUGGAUCUCUUACUAUUCAGAAAACUGAAAAUAUCACAAAUUUGAAGUUUCUGAAGAGUCUGGAACGAAUAGCAAGACUUAAGAAAGAUCAUCCUCCACUUCUCCGAAUUCUUUUCAACAAAUCUCUCAAAAACAUUUCCUUGCCAAAUAUGAAAAAUCCACCGUAUUCUCCAAAACAUGAUCGUCUCAUCGAGAUAAGUGGAAAUUCGUUGGAAAUAUUCAAGACACCAGAUGACUGUGUUUCGUUCCAAAAUUUUACAAAAUCAGUGGUAUUAUACAAUGGAAGGAAUUGCAACCGCCCAAGAUUUCCAGGCAAUUCGGAAAAUCCAAUUUCAGCUGAAAACGAGAUUAUCUCAAAAAAUGAUUUCACAUCAUUUACUGCAAUUCCUUCCAUUGUAUAA